Molecule: messenger RNA, 1485 nt
Organism: Guyanagaster necrorhizus
Lineage: Eukaryota; Fungi; Basidiomycota; Agaricomycetes; Agaricales; Physalacriaceae
Exons: 2
Coding region: 122-1099 (325 amino acids)
Source: RefSeq, a predicted model, not a curated record
CGAUUCGAAGGGUAGUAUCCGAAAGAGCAUCAGGUGGUAGCCUCGAGGUGGUAGUGGUGGUGUUCAAGGACAUGGGACGCUGCCUACUGCCAAGAUAUGAGUCAUCUCCGUUCCCGGUUAUAUGUGCGCUGCUUCCAGUACUCCUUCAUCUCUAACCACCACCACCAUCGCCACCAUCAUGCCUGGUUCACCGUGGAAAUGGCAGCCAAAAGAUGGUGCGCCUCGCUUGUCACGUAAGAAGAUUGCAGAACAGACGCUGAACGCCAUCAAGCACGGUCAUUUCGACCUUAACGGUGUCAGACACGACCUCGCUACUGCCGAAGAACGGUCGAGUCGCUCGACCAAGUACUACGCUCCCAACUCCCUUCUCUCUACAUGGUCACAGGCUCAAGGACCCUCGUCAGCUGCAGGAACCCAUAUCACCAUCUCUGAAAUAUCUACCCUCGAAGGAUUGCGAAAUCUAGCUACCAGCAACAGCCAUGGGAAGAUCGCUGUUCUCAAUUUCGCUUCUGCAAAGAACGCCGGUGGUGGCUUCCUUGGUGGUGCAUGCGCCCAGGAAGAGUCUUUGGCGCGCUCGUCGACGCUUUACCCCAGUCUCAUGACGGAGACUGCUCAGGAAUUCUACAGGCUGCAUAACCGGAAGAAUCAGGGCCAUGGGUUUUACACUCAUGCAAUGAUCUAUUCGCCUUCCGUGCUGUUCUUCCGGGACGAUGACGGGAAAUGGCUAGAUCCCGUCGAGGUGGAUGUGGUUACCAGUCCAGCGGUGAACGCUGGCGCUGUACGAGCAGACGCGAGCGACAAGAAUGAGAGACUGGAAGAGAACAUUACUAAUGAGAUGUGGGAGCGGAUGGGUCGCGUUCUUUUCUUGUGUGAGAAGAUGGGCGCGAAGACCCUAGUCCUAGGGAGCUUCGGAACGGGCGUCUUCAAGAACAAGGUCAGCAUAGUCGCGAGGCACUGGGCUGAUCUGUUGGCGGUACCCGGAGCUAGGUUUGCAAGUUCGUUCAGCAGAAUCGAGUUUGCGAUAUUGGGCAAGGAGACUAUUAACGAAUUUAGAGAGGCUUUCGGGACGAGGAGAAAAGAGAGGGGAGCUAUUGGAUGAUCAAGGUAGGUGUCAUCAUGGCACAGGCCUUCGUAUCUGACCUCUGGUCUUCUGUCAUCAUCACUUCUGCUCUCAGGUUGCGACCGUUUUGGCCCUCUAUGACCUCUUAUGUAUUUGGUUACCUUGGAUAUACCCUUGCAAAGUGAUACGGAUCAUCCUUUAUUAACCAGCUCCGCCAGACAAAUAUAUUAUCGUUAUCGGAGGGGCGCUCGCAGUGUCUCCGUAUGUUCUCAGUCCACCACGAACAUGCCUCGUCAAACUUGACUGCCGUCACCUUCUUGGGAUAUUUUUUGGACUAUUAUCAUCAGAACUGUAUGGGAGUUAUCAUUCCUCAGACAAUUGCCAUCCCGCGUAUGGAGUCGGUCUGGGCCUGGCGGGAAGAAAUC